Thamnophis sirtalis is the source of this 1067-nucleotide messenger RNA. NCBI's taxonomy places the organism in Eukaryota, Metazoa, Chordata, Lepidosauria, Squamata, Natricidae. The record is from RefSeq and is a predicted model, not a curated record.
ACUCUUUCCAUAAAUCAGAAAUGGGAACAAGCACAUUAUUACGAUCACUCCUGGGGAAGUGCAUCAUGCACUGGGAUCAUUUGCAAUAGCCCUGAAAUUUUUAGUAUUGGAGAAGAUGGUAGGAUAAACAUGUUCACCACUGAUCGUAAGGAAGCUGUACGUACUAUAGAUAAUGCUGAUAGCAGUACACUCCAAGCAGUGACUCGACUUCGUACAACAGAGAUUCUGACAGUCAAUUCCAUUGGUCAGCUAAAAAUAUGGGACUUCAGACAGCAAGGAAGUGAACCUUCACAAAUAUUUUCAUUGACAGGGGAAAGAGUACCACUACAUUGUGUCGAUAGGCAUCCCAAUCAACAACAUAUUGUUGCUACAGGUAGUCAAGAUGGAAUGUUGAGUAUUUGGGAUGUAAGACAAGGCAGCAUGCCAGUUUCCUUACUAAAUGCUCAUCAAGCAGAAUUAUGGGAAGUACACUUUCAUCCUUCCAAUCCUGAUCAUUUGUUCACUUGUUCAGAAGAUGGAUCUCUGUGGCAUUGGGAUGCUUCCUCUGAUGUGACUGAAAGAAAAUCUUUUCUUCAUACAAGCGGAAGAAAUACUUCAUUUCUACCUCAUUCUAUGGCUAAUCAGUCCAUAAUUAGUGCAUGGUUGAACAAUGAUCCUACUAAAGAUCGCAUUGAGAUUACAAAUUUAAGUUCAAAUUCAACUUUAUCGAUAAACAGUUUAGAUGUGUUAGGAUCAUUUCUUGUGUAUGGAACUGACACAGAAUCUAUUUAUGUUAAGAAGGAUCUCUUUGUAUAGCCUUAUUUUUCCCAAAACAAUGCUGUUCUGUAAAUUUAGAAUUCUUUUUCUAAAAUUGCAAUCUACAACAUUCUCUAGAAUCAUAAUUUGGAAUACAACUGAAUGUAAUUUAUGUUAGCUAGUUUUUAACAAUGAAUUUCUGUAGUUCUUCAAUAGUACUAUGUUUAUAUUAUUUUUUUCCAUUUAUGCAUUGUUUAUUGUAAUUACUUAAUUACAUUGUCUUUAUUUUUAAAAUAUUAUUUCAACUUUUCCAAUAAAGAUAAAUUAAUUGC